AUGUUGGCAGAUUGGUUAGUGAAUCGACGACAUUGUAGUAAGGAUUGGCAGAAGAGUGUUUUGGUGAUACGCGAAAAGAUCAAACAUGCCAUACAGGAUAUGCCCGAAGAUGAACGCAUUCUCAAGCUUCUUCAGGGCGCUUACAUCAAUUAUUUUCACUGUAAGCGAAUAGUGGAAAUCCUGAAAGAGACUGAAAAGGAUACGAAAAAUUUCCUUGGUUAUUAUUCAUCGCAACGUAUGAACGAUUGGCUGCAAAUUCAACAAUUGUAUGAAAAGGAGAACGUGAAUUUGGCCGAAGCAGCCCAGAUUCUGCAACGACUAGUGCAGUAUGAAAUACCAGCACUGAAGAAGCAAAUCGCAAAAUGUGAUCAAACUGUUACGGAUUGUGGAAGAAAAGAGCAGGAAUAUGUGAAGCAGUCAAUAGAUGCAAAAAAGCAGUUCGAGAAAGCACUGAAAGAUUUUGGUAUCAAAGGUCAGCAUAUGCGUCGUGAACUGAUGUCGUUGGCAAUUGAUUUACCGUCGUUCUACAUUGGAAUCGCCGAAGAAAUCCGCAGAUUGCGUGAACCGUUGCAAUACUACUACGAUUUUAGGAAAUAUCUUCACCAGAACAAUGAACCUAAAUCGGUGUUAUUACCGUUGUGUUCGUUGAUUAUCAAAGAAGGAACUGAAACAACGGUAUAUGAAUGGAAACGAGGCGUGAAACCAACACGAGUCGAGCGACCACCUUUUGAUUCGUUAAUGAUGCAAAAUGAUGACGAAAAGAAUGAAGUGGAUGAUACAAUCGAUUUUGGAGAUGGUGCUGGACUGACGAAUGAAAUCAAUUUUGACGUGGAUUCGGCCGAGAUUGACUUUGGUGAUGAGGGUGGCGGAAUUGAGAUUGAAGUUGUUGGCGACGAUCAAGGUGAGUUCGAGUGUGAAUUCAGAGGACAAUUGGAAGAUGGUGUGGCGCGCGGUGAAGAGGCUUUAAUGUUAUUGGAAAAUAUCGAAUCUCAGAAACUGAUUCUAUCCGAAUUGAAUGAGUUACAAAUAUUCCUCACAUCGAGACGAACUGACGAGAUGUGUGAGAGUUCAUCAGAUAUCUACAUCUCUGGAAUGGAGGAUCGACCAGCGCUCCUAAAAGCGAUUGAAAUUUCACAAAUCGACGCUUGGUUGCAACAGGUGAACGGUGUUAUGGCGAAACUGAAUGAUCCACAAAAACUGCAUUUGUUCAAAAUUCGAUCCUCACCUCAUUAUGUGGAAACUUUAGUAGAGAAUCUCGAACAGAAACGUUCAAUUGAAAGUCGAUAUGAGCGAUUGCGCACUCUGAUGGUUGAAAGGAGUCAAGAAGCCAGGGAAGCGGCCACAAAAGCGCAGUCUCAACUCAAAGACGUGUCGAUCGCAACAAGAGUGCUUCAGAAACAACUAGAAGAGGAAAUCUCAAAGAAAUAUAAUGGACGAACAGUGAACAUUAUGGGAGGAAUUCAAGCAGCUCUGAUGGCCUCGUGA
Molecule: messenger RNA, 1485 nt
Organism: Anisakis simplex (herring worm)
Lineage: Eukaryota; Metazoa; Nematoda; Chromadorea; Rhabditida; Anisakidae
Source: the annotation of a GenBank genome assembly